AUGGCCAAACCUAAACAACUCGAGGAAGUCCCGGAGAAGUACUCACCGGUAUUCGAUGACUCAGAAGAAGAGGAAAAAGAGCAAAAAGGAGAGAGGGAAGUGGAAGACUUGACAGAGCCAAGGAUAAAGUCGGGAAAGGAGAAAAGGACGGUGAGAACCGUCAUCCCCACAUAUUGGCAUCCCAACUUGCCCAAUAAAACCACUGUGGGCUUUCCAAAUGCCGGAGUUGACUGUUAUCGAAAUGUCGUCUUCCAAAUGAUUCUACAUAUGCCCAUAUUCUAUAAUUGGCUCAUCUGGUACAAGGAGCACCAUGCCCCGAAAGGUCAUGUUUGCCUUCUGGGCUCUGAAGACGGUCCCAGUGAAUGUCAAGUUUGUCAACUGGCUGAGAUUGCUCAAGGGUAUUGGGCAGGUGAAACCGAAGCUAAAAGUUGGAUGCCUGCCUUUGAAUCCCUAACACGCUCGCUCUUGCAUGGUUGGAAACCUGCCGGGGUAGACUCGGAACAAGACCCGGCAGAGUACUUUGACGUGCUUUACGCCGCUCUUAAAAAGAGCACUAAGCCUAUGAUGAAAGAAGACUUGGAAGAUAUGUUCGAGGUCGAAAUCAUCAUGGCAGCGAGAUGCGCUGGGGAAAACCCUUGUAACCCAAGAUACAUCUCAAGACAGCAACGGUUUAUGAUGAUCAACUUAUCCGGAGAGGAGGGCGAUAUACUGCCCGAGAAGCCUACUUUGGGCGAUAUAAUCGAAAACCACUUUGAUCAUGAGGAUGAUUUCGGUGUGUGUACGGAGUGUGGAGGCACCAAGACAGCCAAAGAUCAAAUUGGAAGUUUCCCUGAGCUUCUCUUGGUCCAGCUCAACCGUACCAGUGUGAUGGGUGAGAAGAUCGAUACUCAGGUAUAUCUGACCGAGCAGUUCACUAUCGAGACGCGGUUCAUGGAUGAACGCUGGGGCAACCAACGAAAAGUCGUCCAGUAUAAAUUGACCUCGGUGGUUUUGCAUCAUGGCCAGGAUGUAACACGAGGUCAUUACAGUAUCGGUGUCAAAGGUAAAGGAGAUGAAUGGAGCAACGCAAAUGACCUACAAAUCUUGGACUGGGACCCCGAAGGGCCUGGAGGCAACCCAAACCAUCUCGCCACUGGUUAUCUCUUUACAUACCGCCGGUUACCCACGAAUGACAAAGUACAGAGACGCCCAGAGGCGCAGAACCCCCAGACAGAGCGAACCCCAGAACACAAUGCCCUGGAGAUCAACUCCGAUCCGUUGGAUGACGGGUGUGUGUUCUCAAAUUUUGGUUCUGGGUCACCUGAGGAUCCUGCACCUAAGCGUCCUGCACCCGAAUCGGGCUUCAAUGUCUUUGGUCCCAAGGAAUUAGGGAAGUUACUGGAUGUGAUGGUUCCCAAGGUGGUCGAUAGCUAUAUAGCUCGCUCAGCGGAUGCCAGGCGCAAGGAGUGGGAGAAAUGGGCAAAUGAAUGGGAGAAGAAGAGGGAAACAGCCCAUACAGCCCAAGCAGCAAAGACUUCGACUUCUGCUAUUGGCUCUGCUAUUUCCUCUGCCAUUGGUUCUGAUAUUAGUACCGGUUCCAAUGAGGAUAUAGUCGACUGGACUAAACAACGUGGACGACUUCAGAUAAUUUUGACUGAAGAUGCAGGAAAAGGAGCAAAGGCGUUGGAUCUUGAAGUUCAAGGAAUGCACUACAAUCGACUGAAGAGGAAGAAGGGAGAGAAAGCAGAUGAGGAAGAAGUCAAGGAAAAAGAUUCGACAUUUAAUAAAAUUAAGAAAAAGGUGCAAGAAUUGGCACAAACCGGACAUUCAAAGACCCUAAAACCACUGAUGUUAACAUUACACUGUCUAUUCCCAAAUGACUUCCUCCCUGCCCUUGAUAUUCUCGACCACAAACUAGUCCGUCGAAUUAUGCGCUCCGACCAAUGUAUCACAUCUCUAGAGAAAGCCCAUGAGGAUAUUUUCAUUGUGAUAUCUGCCUCGGCACCGCCUUCACUUCCGGGUUCCUCGGUUUCCCAAGAAAAGGGCUACGAGGUUCGGCUGCGUGCCUGGAAUUGCAGCUGCCCUACAUUUACCCUGUCUGCAUACCGAGACUCUCAACUCCCGGCGAAUUAUCCGACAAACGAACUGAAUCAGUUGGCCUACUCAUUUGGCGGAACGCUAGCUCGUGGUACGGCUCGGGUGUCGCCUCCUACCUGCAAACAUAUCCUAGCCUGUAUUCUAUAUACACGGUGCCCUGAGCUGUUCGGGGUUGACGGGGAUGGCAGAUGCGCCGUUUCCAAGGAGGAAUUGGCAGGCUGGUGUGCUGGUUGGGGUGGUUGA
Penicillium hordei is the source of this 2319-nucleotide messenger RNA. RefSeq lists its product as uncharacterized. Gene Ontology annotation, molecular function: cysteine-type deubiquitinase activity; zinc ion binding. Lineage: Eukaryota; Fungi; Ascomycota; Eurotiomycetes; Eurotiales; Aspergillaceae. Gene Ontology annotation, biological process: protein deubiquitination. The transcript is spliced from 4 exons. Bases 1 to 2319 code for a protein of 772 amino acids. The record is from RefSeq and is a predicted model, not a curated record.